Messenger RNA from Closterium sp. Naga37s-1, 558 nucleotides. The record is from the annotation of a GenBank genome assembly. Lineage: Eukaryota; Viridiplantae; Streptophyta; Zygnematophyceae; Desmidiales; Closteriaceae.
AUGGGAUGCUCGCAGCGUCCAUCGGCCUCCCCAUCGGGCAGGGCUUCCUCUCCGCGACGCUCUUCGGCGGUGGCGAUUCGCCAUGGUACAGGAGCCUCGACAAGCCCUCGUGGACCCCCCCGGCUUUCUCUCUGCUGCCCUCUGCGUGUCUGUCCCGUGCAACAUGCGCAGGGGUGGGUGUUCCCGGUGGUGUGGAUCAACCUCUACAUCAUGAUGGGCGUCGCUGCGUGGCUCGUGUGGCUGCAAGGAGGAUUCUCCGUGCAAGCUCUCCCACUGGGCAUCUACCUGUUUCAGUUGCUGCUCAACUUCCUCUGGACGCCGCUCUUCUUUGGCAUGCGCAAGAUUGACUGGGCGCUAGCGGAGAUAGUGCUGCUGUGGCUGUCAGUCUUCAGCACCAUCGUGCUCUUCUGGCCUGUCAGCAAGCUCGCCUCCAUCCUGCUCUGGCCCUACAUCGUCUGGGCAUCCAUCGCCACGAGCCUCAACUGGUACAUCUUCCUGCACAACGCUCCCACGCCCGGUGCUGAUGGCCUUGCCCAGCCCCUCCGAGCCUCCGACUGA